Molecule: messenger RNA, 2410 nt
Organism: Fusarium verticillioides 7600
Lineage: Eukaryota; Fungi; Ascomycota; Sordariomycetes; Hypocreales; Nectriaceae
Exons: 3
Coding region: 857-2173 (438 amino acids)
Source: RefSeq, a predicted model, not a curated record
ACAGACUCUGUCUGGUAUGUCUCAGUUCACCACAGUUCACCACCCUUUCUAUGUCUCAUACAUACAACUUAAGCGCCCGUAGCCAUCUUCACCACCCAACUACAUAACCCUCAAUCCUUGUUCGCUGCUUGGGCCACCUCGAUACCGCCCGGGGAACAGUUGCUUCCUAUCACAAGCAUGGAUCGAUGCGGCACGGACAAGUUGGCGGUACUUCCUGAACCGAGAAUUGGGUGAUUGGGAGCCAUAGCGCGGCUCCCAGACCCCCCUUUUCGGUUGCAUUCGAUCCUUGGCCAACACCAGCUGAGUCUAGCAAUAUGCAAUAUAGGGCAGAGUAUGCAUCUUAGUGCGGUGAAGUGUGGUGCAUGGCGUUGCAUCUGCAGCUCUCGAUCGAGUGAUGGAGAUUGGAGAACGACACCCACGUUCUCGUUUUCUCUUCGCACUAUCCAUAGGGAACUUAGGUAUACUAGGUUAGGUAGUUAAUAUGCAGAAGGGCUGCAGCUCGCUUCUCUACUUCUCUUCUGUUCUCAAGAAUCCUCGCAUCAGAUUUCCACUUCUCGUUCCUUUCUACUCCUCGCUCGUUCACUCAUUCAAACGGCGCCUUUAAUUCCUAUUUGUGUUGAAUUGCUAUGUCCUUCUAUUUAACGACGACUACCAACAUGUUGUAACAAGGGUAUCUGGUAUACCAACCCACCAUAUUCAUUUUCCUUUAAUACCGUUUCUUGACCCUUCGAAUCGAGUUGUUUCACAGCUGGCCUGGCCUCACUCAGAUCGACCUUGAUACCCAUCAAAAUAUUCAUGUCGCUUAUCGAAACAGCGACCUUCUUUUUUGAAACAUUAAACACCACAGCGGACCUCCAUGAUGCUCCUAUUUUCUAUUGUCUCUUUCUUUUUGUUCUGGACGCCGGUCUCGGCUCUACAAGUCACGCCCAACUCUCCCUGUUCCCAGUUCUGCCUUGACCGGUCAGAUCCCAAUUCCUACGAAACCCGUGGCAGCGAGAUUGUCUGCGACGAUGACGACUUCAAGAGGAAGGCAGCAGGCCAGAAGUUCCAAAGAUGUCUGGCUUGUUUGCAGGACAGUGCUUUCAAGCAGGGCGACGAAAGUGACCAAGAUUGGUUCUUGUACAACAUGCGUUACUCUUUUGACUACUGUAUCUUUGGCUACCCAAAUGCAACCGGCAUCAGUUCCGGCCCCUGUAUCACAUCUGAAGCUUGUGGCCCCAUCGGGAAUGCUCUGAAGAAAGGCAUUACGGAACCCAACGAUAGAGAACAGUAUGAUUACUGUGACACUGAUGACAAAGCGAUGCUCGGCGAUGCGGUUGAUAAAUGCCAGGCAUGUGUCAAGGCGGAUAGCUCCCAGACAAUCAUAUCGAAUUUCCUUGUUGCCCUCAGUGCUGGAUGCCAACAGCGUCCCAAGCCAGGAACCCCUGUAGGGCUCAAUGACACUGUUUUCAGCGAGGGGACCAUCUCGAUUGUAGAUCCAUCUGCCUCAGUUGCACCAGGAGAUAACCAUGACCUUCCCAACACCUCAAUUGCUGCCAUUGCUGUUGGUGCCGCCGCUUUCCUCCUUAUUUCUGCAGGUUGUAUCUUCAUGCAACAUCGGAAGCGCAAGAAGCUUUCUGUACGCAACAGACGCUCUUCUCUCUCGUUCCGUUGCCAGACACAUGUUACACCAAGAACUCCUGGCUUCCACGACCUCCCCCCUUAUAUGGAUGAAGAACGAAACCUGUCAAAAUCUGCACUUUGGAACCCACGUAGUGCAGUGAGGAAUCUAAACGACACCCACAAACUCGGCAUUGUCACUACCGCUAUCCCGCAACCGCCACCCACAAAAGCUCCUCUACACACGCCCUAUCGCGAAGAUGCGUCUCCAGCAGAAAGUGUGUCAAGCUGUACAAACGCUCCCCUGUUGUCAAACUCAGCUGGGCCACAAUGUAGUACACCAGGUAUCACAUCCCCGCUGUUUAGCCCUGGCUUCUCUAUCACAACGCCCCGUUCAGCUACAUUCCCACGUGAAUGCCACGAUAGCAACAAUCCUUGGGUGCAACAACCAACUAAUGGCUCGGGCAAAGGCUUUCUGAGGAAAAAGCAGUCCAGAGAUUCACAAGCUCCCAGCGAAACACGGAAUAUUCGGAUUGUCUUUGAUCCACCACCUAAAAAGGCCAGACGGUCGUAAGCUUACGUACCGAUGUUUAUAUAUGUUGGUCUUGUCUGAGCGGACGAGUUUCAUGGGUAAACAGACACGGUACUUAUGGAUAUGGGCCUUUGUAUAUAGGGUUUUAGCGGCGAGACGCUGUAAUGAGACAUGAGUCAAGAGGCAGCGAAUGCGUGAUGUGAUUUGAACUGAAAUGCGGACGUGUGUGUAUAUUUGCUUGACCAUUUCUCCAUAUAAUGCAAUGCCUUUCCCAACCAG